AUGGGGAAGAUCAACGAUACGGACCUCAAGCUAAUUUGGGGUUCAGAUAAUGUGGGAGUGGCAGAGAGACAAGCUGACGGUAAUGUUGAUUGUUGUUUGGUUAAUAUUUACGCUCCCCAAAGUUUUUCCGAUGGAGUCGUGUUAUGGGAUCAGAUCAGUUUGGUGGUGGAACAGAAUAAAGAUUUGUGUGUCUGUGUCGUGGGUGAUUUCAACUCUAUCAGAAACGGAUCUGAAAGGGUUGGUAGAGGGUCUCAGUUCCAAUUUACAGAUGUGCAGUCGUUCGAUUCUUUCAUUAGGAACAACAAUUUGGUUGAACUACCGUUACAAGACAGGAAAUUUACGUGGUACCAACCACAGGGGCAGUGCAAGACAAAGCUUGACAGAUUUUUGGUGAAUGAUAAAUGGUUGGAUUAUUGGUCUCAUUCUAAGGUGAGAGGUCUUCAAAGGUCGGUCUCAGAUCAUGUUCCUAUUCUUCUGGAGACUAAGGCUGUGUUUUGGGGGCCCAAGCCUUUCCGAUUCUUGAACGCUUGGACUAAUCACCAAAGUUUUGAGCAGGUGGUCAGAGAGUCGUGGCAAAAAAGUGGCAUCACCGGAUGGAGUUGUUAUGUUUUUAAAGAAAAGAUGAAGAGGCUUAAGGAGGAUCUUAGGAAAUGGAAUAAAUCAACAUUCGGGCAUGUCGAGGAGAACGUUAUUCAACUGAAAGAUCAGAUUAUGAAAUGGGAUGCUAUUGAUGACGCUUUGGGACUGGAUGAGGAAGAGGCCAUCAAAAGGAACGAAGCCGAGGCUGAUCUCAUUAUCCAGCUAAAUAAUCGUGACAGCCUACUCGCUCAAAAAUCAAGGGUUAGAUGGAUCAAGGAAGAGGACGUCAACAGCAGUGUUUUUUCACAAGGCAAUUAG
Molecule: messenger RNA, 897 nt
Organism: Salvia miltiorrhiza (redroot sage)
Lineage: Eukaryota; Viridiplantae; Streptophyta; Magnoliopsida; Lamiales; Lamiaceae
Exons: 2
Coding region: 1-897 (298 amino acids)
Source: RefSeq, a predicted model, not a curated record